This is a messenger RNA of Striga asiatica, 489 nucleotides long. Lineage: Eukaryota; Viridiplantae; Streptophyta; Magnoliopsida; Lamiales; Orobanchaceae. The record is from the annotation of a GenBank genome assembly.
AUGAAGCCCAACAUAGCUCAAUAUAGAAGUACUGACGGCAAGAUACGCAUACGCCAAGUCGGUGAUCUUACGAAGAUGUGGCCAAAGGUUAACCGCGUCAUAAUAGGAGAGAAUAGAUAUGUGGGGUCCACAUUUCCUUGUAUGCUGAUAUCUUUCCCAAGACGUGCCCUUCCAUCAGCCAUAUCCACUGUCCAGUCAAGCCCGAUGACAUCAACUCCCGUUCCUUUCAUCCCCUCAAGAAGCCAACCAUUUCCAUUGAUGUAUAGCACAAGUGGCACCACUGGUCCCACAUGUCAGGUGGCAAUUGGCCCCCCCACGAAUCAAAAAUUUGUAUGCAGUGGACCCCAGACUCUACUUGGUAAACGACAUACUCAGCUAUUGCCUUUGUCAGAUGAGACAGAAGAACCCUUAGCAAAUUGGGUGCCAUAUGACACAUACUCUUUAUUGUCGUGUAUAUCCGAGUCGUACCACCUUCGACUAUAUGCGUAG